AUGGCCAAAGAAAAGUCAGACGGGAAGUCUGCAGAGGUGCUGCCUAGCCCCGUUGUGAAGCUACCUCCCAUCCCCAAAGGCAAACCGCGAUCCUGUGCCAAGGUGCAGAAGCGCCCCUUGAACAGGCGCCAACCGCCAGCUUCAUCAAAUUCCAGGAUCAUCUACGUCUCGCCAAGCACACCAUUCAUGUCUGCUGUGAAACGGGUGCAGAAGCAGCUCAACGCCGGCCUGCGGACCCAAACUGCAGCUCACAAAAACGCCUCUCUGGGGUCCAGGAUCAGGCAGCUUGAGCGUGCUUCUGCGAGUUCGGGCGAGAAAGGCUCAGCAACGGUGACUGUCAUGGGCACAGGGAGAGCGAUAGAGAAGACACUGUCGUUGGCCAGCUGGUUCGAGCAGGCCGGUGACUACGAAGUUGAGAUGAGAACAAAGACCAUCGGAACCGUGGAUGAUAUUGUUGCAGAGGACGAUGAUGGCGAGGACGAGAGCCGGGUAAGGAAACUGAGUGGCCUGGAAGUCUCAAUCAGAUUGAAAUAA
Molecule: messenger RNA, 534 nt
Organism: Clonostachys rhizophaga
Lineage: Eukaryota; Fungi; Ascomycota; Sordariomycetes; Hypocreales; Bionectriaceae
Source: the annotation of a GenBank genome assembly